AUGAGCGAAGGGCCCUACAUAAGCGACGCUGAAUUGGCAGAAGCAGAGGCUAGGUUGGCAGAAGCAAAGGCCACACUGGAAGAAGCACAAUUGCUGUUAAUAGACGAUCUCGUAGGGUACUUGACUCGGAGAUUUUGGCUAGAAGAGCGAGAACACGCAUCUCGAGAACGAUUAAACCGUGACAGUCGAACUCCGCGGCAACUUGGUGCUCCAGAUAGAGGAACACGGCUGGAAGCUCGAUGGGCGCAUAGCAAUCUCAUUACCACGAUCGCAGGAGGAUUCGGGUGCAAUCAGCGCAGCCUCUCCAUAGCGAGCUUACCAGCACUUGGGGAUCCUGGAUCAGAUACAUCAUCGUCAAAGACAUCAGAAAAAGCUUCUCGUCUUGGAAGUCUGUUUUCCGGUGGCGAUCCUAAAUCCAUCGAACGACCAACUCCAGCUGGACGUUACCUGGAUCAAUCAAUUUAUACAGCCCAAUUCGAUAUGCCGACCAAGAUCGAGAAUCGCCCAGCUUGGGCAGCACCCCAGGCAGCACCAUACAAAUCCAUCAAGAAGGCACUCAAACCAUCGCGGAAUCAGACGCCUUCUCGAGUUACUCUGCGUACUGCUAAGCCAAAGCCUGGAGAAUCUAGCAAAACUGCCACUACAAUUCGCAUCGCUGUUGAUGACCCGAUGACUGUCAGUCUGCGGAAGCAUGCCACGAAGCAUCCCAACGCUUUAUCUGGCCCUCGUAGAGUCUUGACCCCUGUAACAAUAAGACACCCCAAUACAGUUUCACCUCGCGCUCACAGAGUCUUGACGCCAAUAACAAUCAACCAGCCCAGUACUCGCAGGCAAACAAAAACUUUGUCCGAAGAUUCUGACGGUGGACAAAUUGAUGAAUUGGAAAGGAAAUCCUUGUCCAAUAACGCCGGCGACGAAAACCUAGAAGACAGGAUCCGGUCAGCUUUGAGCACACCUCUAAUUAUUGGCAAGACAAACACACCAGGAAGCAUUAAGUCCGUCAGAUGGGAUCCUGCAAUCAUAUCCUGCGGUCCCAGCUCACCAGUUCCAACUGCCAAGGUCGAGAGUAGUAGAUUGGCCCAGUCACAACCACAAUCACAACCUGUUUUAUUGCCUCCUGAUCGUAGAGAUGUAUCUAAAGAUUUCAUCCUGGAAAGCCUAGCACGAUUGAAGAAACGAGACAAAGAUACUCUUCGGAAGAUUAUUGAGAAGCUCAAGGAGAUAGAUAGUUCGGAUGAGCUCAAUGACGAGCCCGACUCAGCGGAAGAAGAUAGCGGGCCUGCAUCAGACUACAACCUGGCGCCAGUUGCUGAAGCUAUGCCUGGUCGAAGAUACGCUACGCUUAAAGCUCAACAGGCCCAGCAGAAAGCACGCGCAAAUCUAGGGAGGGCAACACUUACAGUUCCAAGAAGACGCCCUCAUGCUCAAGUGGAUAACGCUUUUCCACAGAGAAAUCCACAAGAACCUACUUGGGUUAACAUCUUCAAUCCGCCACCACAUUCAGCAUUGCCCCAUGAUUUUCCUGCUUUCCCAGAACCUGCUCCAAAUAUUUUGCCGCCAAGUUUCACACAGCCACCCCCAGAGUAUCAUCCAACUCUUCGAUUGCCACCUGAACCAUCCAACAAUUUCUGGAAUGAGGGCAUCACGGGUCACCAGAUGCCGCUUCCCAAUAGGUUGCCAAAUGGACCGUUCGCUCUUCCGGCCCAUCUAAUGGAUCCCCCUCAGCCUGUAUGGCCCCCAAUGCCAACCCCCCCAUCAUGUAGUAUGGAGAAUCUUCCGCAGUUUGGGUAUUGGGUCAAUCCAUUUGGUUUUCAGACUCAGCAGUCCCCGUUUCAACCUCCCCCUAAUUCAGCCACAAGCCGCGCUCCUCCAACCAUCUCUCGUCGUCAAUUCAAACCCAAGGGUGGCAGAGGUCCCUUAAUUGACGUUGGGCCAGAGUUCUUACCUUCUGAAGAAGGAUCGGGCCGCGAGGCUCGUGCUAUUGAGGCAGGUUGGGCCAAGUCCUUGUUGGCCAAAUUUCAAGAGAAAUACCCACGGACUGGAAAAGUCAAGGAAGGACCCUCGGUUCCAGGCAAGAUGCGUGAAGCUGCAGCAAUUCAGCAGCGUCUUGAGUUCAUACUAUACCAUGAGAAGGAGAGAAGUGCUGAACAGCGCUCAAGUGGUGGAGAAUCUUCAUGCUACGAGGUUGUAACGGGUGACAAGAUUGCUUUAUCGGACAAUGAAAAACCGGUCAAGGACAAGGAUAAUGUUUCGAGCGAAGAAUAUGUGUUUGUGCGUGACGGGAGAAAACCUAUGGCACAGUAUGCGACAGGCAUUCGGAAGGAAGACCCAGAAAAUGGCCUAGAUGAGUCGUCGGAUUCUUUCAGCCUUGAUCCUGAGCUUUCGUGUGCACCAUCGCCAUUGAACCUUCUUACAAUGGCGACUCCCGGAAAGCACCUCGUGGCGACUCCUCCAGUCUCAACGCCCUUCUCUAACCACCCCUCACAUCCCCGCUCCGUCGUUCCUUCCCCACAAACAGUCAAGAAAUCACCCGCGAACCCCAACUUUUACAGCUACGGCGUUGGUGUUGGGUAUGAUAGCCCAAGCGUAGCCAUGGCAUUAGGCGGGCUAGGACUGGAAGGGAUGGGGAUAGGAAUGGGGAGCGGCAGAGCAGACGAAGACGAACGGCGGCGCAGACUUGGUACCGUGAUGGAGAUACUACAAGACAACAAAGGCCGCCUGAGCGAAGCCGGUAUGGAGAGACUGGCGCGGCGCGUUGGGUUUGAAUGUCUCUGGGAAACGCACAUGGGCAACGGCGGAGGGAGGACCCUGAUCAUCGCCGGCUCAGCCCUAGCUCUCGACAUCGAUUUCACAAACAACGCGGUUAAGAAAGUGGCGCUGUCGUUUCCGGAGUCUUCGGAAGCUGUUACGAGGCAUUCGGAAAAGGCGGGCGAUAUAUUGUUGCGGGAUCUGCAGUUUGGGCCGGGGGAGAGCCCGUUGACGAAGAUGCUGGAUCGGUUUGCGGGGAAUCUGGAGAGGUUGGCGCAGCUGGAUAAGUUGAGUGUUAUACCGGGGUUGAAUUGUCAUGAGGCGAUUGCUGGGAUUUAUGAGAGUUUGGAGAGGUUGCAUGUUUGGGAGGUAGAGAGGUUGAAGGAACAGGCGGAUAUGGCUGGGAAGGAUAGUGCCUUUCUUGAGAGGACGGCUUUGUGCACGAAGAGUGGGAAGCCGGCUAUGCAUACGAGAGAUAGACUUGGACUGAGUAUCGAUUAUUGGCAAGAUAAACGGCAAGUCGCAGGGAAGGCGCCCAAGCUGGAACAACAGAAGACUUGGUCACUCUUGGUUGAGUGUGCUCCUUUGCCUGCUAUGGUGUUUCCGCCGCUACGAGUAUCGCAGAAUUGGAUAUCUACAGACAUUCAGAAGGUCAAUCCUCCUGUCGAAGACGCCAUGUUUCUCGACGGACCCAUAUUAGAUUGGUUGGAGCCUGACAAUACCCUGCUUCCGUCUUCAGUGUCCGCCAAGCCGGAUGCAAUGGAGGGUAUUGAACAAGCUUCGAACCAGAAGGUCCCAGAAGUCAUGUUUGUCGCCAAGUUUGAUCCUCCUUUGAUUGUGCCAAUGGGGCUUGCAAUGCAAAUCUACGACUCUACAAGCGCAGCUUUAGAUAUGUCUCAAUUGAGUACAUUCGAUGGCCUCCUGUUUCCUCAUGGGCCAAAUGAACCUACCGAGCCGUCGGAAGCACGAACUAUCAAAACAGAGACUGAUAUCCCAGUAUUUGAUAAGAACGGAGAAAAAUCUACACAGACUCAUACGAAUACUCUAUUGAUUGAUAAGAUCGAUUAUGGGCGAAAUCUAACAGAUCUUCCCUUUUCUCAUCCGAGGCAACUGGUUGAGAUGUUACCUGCGCUUCGACAAUAUGCGUUCCUUUCGACCGUUCUUCAGAAGACAUUCGGACCGAAUUCGAAAUCUCCCUCGAAAGAAAAAAGUCCUACGAAAAGUAAGAAAGACGAGUUUGCGGAUUUCAUGGCUCGGAUAUCGACUCCAAAUAGAAGCUUUCGGAUGGAUGUCCAUCUAACAACCCAGCCUCUUCUGAAACUACGGCUUGCUUUCCCGUUCAAGAGGAGAGUAGCAGAUGUGACUUUUGAGAUAAAGCUUAACGGGGUCGUGGAGGUAGCAUCGCAGAAUUUGUUCAAUGAGGACAAGAAUCCGGGCGAGGCGAAUGGGCUGAAAGCUGCUGAUUUAGGGAGGAUGUUGGAGAUUACAGAAGACUUGGGAAUCUGGGCUGAAUUUGUGAAAAGGCGUUUGGAAGGAUAA
Lachnellula hyalina is the source of this 4287-nucleotide messenger RNA. RefSeq lists its product as uncharacterized. NCBI's taxonomy places the organism in Eukaryota, Fungi, Ascomycota, Leotiomycetes, Helotiales, Lachnaceae. The transcript has 3 exons. Gene Ontology annotation, cellular component: mediator complex. The record is from RefSeq and is a predicted model, not a curated record. Gene Ontology annotation, biological process: regulation of transcription by RNA polymerase II. Gene Ontology annotation, molecular function: transcription coregulator activity. The coding region runs from base 1 to 4287 and encodes 1428 amino acids.